UGGCCUUAGUUCCUUGUCUUUAACACACAGAAUUGAGGCAAUGUCACAUACCACCACUACACCCUUUCGACCUUCAUGGCACAUAGCUCGAGUUAAUGAAUGCAUAUACAUGUAAAAAUUAUAUUCAUACGAAGUAAAAAUUAGGUAUCCUGGAUGCAGAUCAUAAUAUAAGGUCACUUUGAGUCUAUAUUUUGUUCAAAAAUAUUCAACGGUAAAGAGAAAAGAUUUGGCGUGACCAGGGAUUAAUACUUCCUUGUUAGAUGUUAUAUAAAAGAAAAUCUUCGCCGGUUACUGGACGAAUGGAAAUGGAUAGGUCAACUGUAUUUACAACACUGUCGGUGUUUCUUGUUUUGCUUGUCAUAUUACAAACAAAUAGACUUGAAGCGAAGAAAUGUACAAAACAGACGAUAUACUAUACUUCUCAACAGUACUGUGCCUCAACAUUUAUGUGGUGGUGCACCUCAAGGGGAUACCGACGUCUUACAAAUUACAAAACCAUUGAGAUAUGUUGUCCGGGAUACAUCGGCAGUGAAUGUCAAACGCCAAUUUGCAACCCCCCUUGUAAAAAUGGAGGAAGCUGUGUGUCUCUCAACACGUGCCAGUGUCCACAUAUAGUGGGUGGAAAUACGUGUGAAGAAGUCGUUACCUGUUCCCAUCUGAAACCCUGUUAUCCGGGUAACUGCACCGAUACGUCCUGUUCAUGUGAUCCGGGAUUUGGAGGGGAAUCCUGCCUUCAGAUUGAUUCUACCCAUCAAGUUAAUUUUACCAACCUGAAUGCAACAUUAUUGAAUGUAAAGAGAACUGACAAUCAAGUAUUAUACAAGUUCAAUGCAGACGGCUUCAGCUCCUUUCAGUCAGUAUGGGUGGACCGGGACGAUUACAACUUCUUCUUAAUUUACUUCGAUGCCCUUUACAACCCCAUCAUCCCCUUUCCGCCAUCUUACAUUCGCAAUCAUAGCAUUGGAAUCGUAUCUGCGAAUGCAAGAGUCAUCCUUACCAAAAUAGGCCGAGCGGGUGGCGGAACGAUUGAUCUUGGUCUAGAUGAGACCUUACCCUGUCCCGGUGAUUUUAAUGAUACUUCACCAUUCAAUCGGCCGCUAAAAUGUAACAUUUCAUAUGAUCAAUUCAACAGGCUACUAGAGGACGGAGAUAAAUUAACAAUACAGGCGCUGGCAGAGAUAGGGGGCUUUAGAGAUUUGUGGAACAAUACCCAUUUUGUCAGAAAGGAGCUUUAUGAUCGAGUAAAAUCUCAGCAAUCUAUAGACUUUCUGUUUGACCUCACCAAACCUAAACACUGUUCUGAAUCUCAUAAUUGUACUUUGCCCGACCUGUUACCAUUGAAAAUUCCAAAGGAUGCUACCAAGGAUCCAUUCACAUUCCAAGUUGACGGAUGGGAUGACAUUCCCUCGGGUGUCGAGACAUACUUCCUAGAAAUUCAUCAACUAAAGAAGAAUCUUCAUUCUAAUACAUUAACAGAAGAAGCACCAAUGGAUCCGUUCUAUCGAGAAGAAAGAAACCUUUCUAGCCUACCUUUCCCAGAUUUUACUCCAUCAGAACCAGGAGUUUAUUCAGCAAUUUUACAAGUGACAGAUAAAGCUAACAACUCGGAGUUUGCAAGACAGAUUGCUAUAUAUGACCCAAACUCUACAAUUACAACAACUGAAGAAUCUAACUUCUACGUGUCCAGUGCAGAGAAACUCAGCAAUUACAGCUGGCAAUCAAGGUGUUCCACAGUGGAAAUCACGUGGAGAGACUACUUUAGAAACUUGUAUCAUGUUGAAAACCACUUGUUAUUGUCUGUCGAUAAGUUCCCACUGCAGAUAAGAGGUGGUGACGUAGAUGAACUAAAGAGUGAAAUAGUAAAAGACGUUAAAGACUUUUAUGAUGACCAUACUGGGAAAAGAAGCGUUCUCGCCGUUAAAAAUCUGCAUGGAAUAACUGAAUUUGAAGUCUACUACACGUACAUCUCAUAUUCAAACUCAUCGAUCAAUGACUCAGAAGAUGCCACCAAAGAAACAAGAACUUCGAAAGACCAAAUCACUACAGCUAAUAUACUUGAUACACCAACUUCAGUGGACGCAAACACAACGUCAGAACCCAAUAACGAUAAUGUUACAGCUUCUUCUUUCACUGUACCUACAACAAACUCUGUGACAACAAAGCCACCUUGCCUGUCUGAAACAGAUCCUGGCAACAUGGAAAACCAAUGGAUUAAAAUUGAAAAGAUUACUCAAGGCACAUAUGUUCUAAAACACGAAUGGAAAGACGGUGACAGUAUAAAUAUAACUGUUAGAGCUCGUGAUCUAGUCAACAACACUAGAACUGAUUCCAGACUAGUUAGCAUGGACAGUUCGCCACCUUAUUCAAGCGAAGCGAUAUUCACAAAAAAUGUUGGAAAAGGAACUCAUGAAUAUUCGAGCAGGGUUUCUAUACAAGCUUCUGAUGAGCAUAGCGGUGUCCGACAUGUGCAAUGGCGACUGAUGGUGAAGAAGAAACAACAACAGAUACACAAAGAAGGUUUUUUCAUGAACAACCCCAUUCAGUUGGCUGACUGUUUAUCAACUGAUGAAUGCUAUUGUAUUCCCAUGGGAGAAUGUUACAAAAAGAAUAUGAAAUUCGACUUUGACAAUUGUUGGCUGGCUAUUGAAAAACAACAGUUGUCUAAUGUUACCUUUAUUCUGGAAAUUGAGGCUUUCAACCAGGCCAUGUUAUCCUCCAAUGUUACACGUCAUGAGCUUUCCAGUUUGACAUUGUUUGAUGGAAUAGACGCCGGUAUUGGAGUAAAAAAUCUUCAAAGGGAGAGUUAUGGAGACGGAGUCAGAUUCACGUGGGAAAAUGUCCCGUCAUGUUACAAAGUCUCUGACGUCACUAUUUUUAUUUACACCGAUUGUGAUAGGUCGAGACCCCCAAAGGAGAUUACCUUACCAAUAGAUAAAACGGAAUAUUUUUUGAACAAUCUUGAAGCGGGCAAAGAGUAUUGUAUUGAAGUGAUUUCAAACAAUACAGGGAAUUCAGAAGCCAUUGUAAAAACCUUGAGAUUUACAUCACCGACUGUCAUACCCAUAGCUAUGAUUGCCGGAGUCAGUGCAGUAAUCACCAUCCUGCUGGGGAUUCUUCUGAUAUUUUUUCUUCUCUGGAAAAAUGGACAUUUAAAUCCAGAAACAAAACGUAGAUUGACCAUGUACCUCAAGAGACCAGUUACCUUGUUGAUGGGAAAGAGAAGGACUGGGGUUUACAGUGGGCGUUUCCAAGACGAGGACAUUUAUGAUUUUGGGAAAAUGGUAUUCUCUGCGAAUGAAGGCUGGCUAUACACAUUUGAUGAUAUACAACUGAAGGGGAAACUGAAAUCGGGAGACUUUGCUGAUAUCUAUCUAGCUCAACUCUGCAAAAAAGACACCGUUGUCGCCAAAAUAUUAAAAGAGGACUACACAGAGGAAGACCGCCUCGUUCUACAGGCCAAGAUCAGCUUCUUUGCCACCGAGGUUCCCCCUCACGAUAACAUUAUAACCUUCUUGGGUUCUGUACUCAACCACCCACUGUUCGGUCCGUACAUGUUGCUGGAGUACUGUGAACUUGGACAAAUGAGGGAGUGGUUGAUAGAUCAGAGAAAUAAAGUAAACGAUGACCUGAUCACAGACUUCUGUAAGAUGAUUCAGGGAAUCGCUAAAGGAAUGGAAGCCUUAGCAAUCAAAGGGAUUGUUCACAAGAGAUUGGCAACAAGAAAUGUUUUUCUGACUUCUCGUCUUGUUCCUAAAGUAGCAGGCUUUGGACCCACACCAGAGGAAGGGGAGAACGAAGUGAAGAAAAAAGAAGCCAAGGAAAGGAAACCAAUAAAGUGGCUAGCUCCCGAGUGUUAUGAAUCCAUGAAGGGUUGUACUUCAAUGAGUGAUGUUUGGGCGUUCGGGGUUGUCAUCUGGGAGACAUUCAGUACUGGACAAAAUCCUUACCCUGGUAUUGAUGGCAAAGUUGUCCCUAUGAAAGUUAAAAGUGGCUACCGAAUGAGUGUUCCAGAAUUCUGCCCAGAAGCACAUGGGACGCUGAUGGAAAGUUGUUGGGUCAUUAAUCCAGAAGAGAGACCGACCUUCACAAGCAUUGUGAAUACACUGGACAGUUACUAUGACGCACGUUUUCCAUGUGAUUUCCAAGCUACAGAUGCUGUAUAAGAUAGACCAGAAACAAAAACUGGCGAAUAAUUUUUUAUAUCUUUUUCUAACAAAAAUAAAUACCCUAUGUAUUGUGUCCUAUGUUUUUUAUUAAAAACUACCCAAGUAAGAAAACAAUAAGGAAGUAAAAAUAAAUUUUAAAUCUCCUUCAUACUUUAAAGUGUUUGAUUUAAAAUGUGAUGUUACAUCUUUUCAAUUAAAAAAAAAAACCCUGUAUCAUAUUUCUCUUCGUGUUUUAUUUCUUGUAGGACGAUGGAUUUUUGGGUUUUAUAAACAUUAUAAGUUAUAGUGCAGAAUAGUUAAACAUUAUUAUAACCAAUGAAUUGUUAGACUCAAUUUGGUUUAAACAUAAAGAGGGUUGGGCGAAAGGGACGAAAAUGAAACGGAGGCAAAAAUUUCCCGGUAUACAGUAUACAUGCAUUGUGCAUUUAUAGAUUUUAAGGCUGAUUUUGACAAUGUAUGAAGAAUAGGACUAUGGCAAAAACUUACUCAAAAUAAUAUUACUGGAAAAUGUAUUGAUGUAAUAGGGAAAGUGUACUCUGAAAGUAAAUUAUGGUUACUGAAUACUUUCCAUGCAAAACAGGGGUAAGACAAGGGGAAAACUUAUUGCCAUUUUUAUUUGAUUUAUUUCUAAAUGAUGUAGGAUCUUUUUUUUAAUUGUACAUUACAAUAUUAGAGUCUCAACUAUAUAUCAUAUGAGAUUGAAAAAGAACUUGGUGCUUUGUUGAAAAUGCUGAUUAUUUUGUAUGCAUAUGAUACAGUUUAUCUUUCCGAAUCUCCCGAAGAUUUACAAAUCAACUGCACAGGGUUUUUUCUGUUAUGUUAAAAAAUAUAAACUUGAAGUUAAUAUUGAUAAACAAAGUAAUUAUUUUUUUUUCAAAGAAACGUACACCACAGAAUGUCUUUAUUGUAAUAACAAAGAAAUUGAAAUUAAAAUUAUAAAUAUCUUGGCAUUAUAAAUUUAACAACAGGCUACUUUGUUAAGACAAAACAAUAUGCUAAUAAAAGAGCGACUAGAGUUAUGUAUGGUAUUUUGAAAAAGGGUAACCAAUAACACCUUUCUCUGUAGGACCAACUGUAUUCGUUCGAUAAGACUGAAGUUCCUAUUCUGUUAUAUGUUUGUGAAGGUUGGAGGUUAUGGUUAUCUUUAAAUUGUAGAAAGAUAACAUCUAAAGUUCUGUAAUUUUUUUAAAUUUAAAACCAAGUACUCCCAAUUUUAUGAUCUAUGGUGAAUUAGUGAGAUUACCUUUAAUUGUACAUAUCAAAAUAAGAAUUGUUGCAUAUUGGUAAAAUUUUUACAUGAAAACAACCAAGUCUAUCCUCCAUAAUUAUUUUGUUACUUCAUAAUAUGAAUGUAUUUCCGCCAUUUCAUGUGUAUCUUGUAUAUUGUUUUUGCAUAUAUUGUACAUACAUUGUAGAACCUCAUGUACUAUUAAUUGGUUUGAAUGAAUAAAAUGAACUUGAA
Molecule: messenger RNA, 5628 nt
Organism: Saccostrea cuccullata (small rock oyster)
Lineage: Eukaryota; Metazoa; Mollusca; Bivalvia; Ostreida; Ostreidae
Exons: 21
Coding region: 261-4163 (1300 amino acids)
Biological process (GO): multicellular organism development; positive regulation of kinase activity; protein phosphorylation
Cellular component (GO): plasma membrane; signaling receptor complex
Molecular function (GO): protein binding; ATP binding; transmembrane receptor protein tyrosine kinase activity
Source: RefSeq, a predicted model, not a curated record